This is a messenger RNA of Phodopus roborovskii (desert hamster), 4798 nucleotides long. It is a transcript of the gene Mst1r, whose product is annotated as macrophage stimulating 1 receptor. Gene Ontology annotation, molecular function: protein binding; transmembrane receptor protein tyrosine kinase activity; ATP binding. The coding region runs from base 257 to 4444 and encodes 1395 amino acids. Gene Ontology annotation, biological process: positive regulation of kinase activity; protein phosphorylation; phagocytosis. The transcript has 20 exons. The record is from RefSeq and is a predicted model, not a curated record. NCBI's taxonomy places the organism in Eukaryota, Metazoa, Chordata, Mammalia, Rodentia, Cricetidae. Gene Ontology annotation, cellular component: signaling receptor complex; membrane.
AGUAGCUGUGGCAGCUAGAAGCAGCAGCUGGGGCCCGCAGGUGAGGUGAUCGUGCCCUUGCCCUGCCGGUGAGUCCACUGCCAGGUGCUCAGACCGCAGGGCAGGGGGAAAGGGUGGGUCUGCCAGGGACCAGGGCAGAAGGGUCAGCUUGCCCAGGAGCUUUCAGUACCUCUGCUUAAUGGUGUUGGUCUCAGCUCGGACCUGAGUCUGGUCCCCUGGAUCUUCUGAGAUUCCCGAGAGUUCCAGCUCAGUCCCAAUGGGCCUGCUUCUGCUGCUGCUACAGUCCUCUCUGCUGCUAAUGCUUCUUUUGUGGCUGCCGGCCGUGUCCACCAACCUGGAUUGGCAGUGUCCACGAAUACCCUUCUCAGCCUCCAGAAACUUUAAUGUAAAGUACGAGGUCCCCAGCUUCCCGGCUGGAGGCCAGGUACAAGCCAUGGCAGCCUACGAGGACAGUGAAAUUGGGAGUGCGGUGUUUGUGGCCACACGCAAUCGCCUGCACGUGCUUGGGCCUGACCUGCAGUAUAUAGAGAGCCUGACCACCGGCCCUAUCGGAGAUCCAGGUUGCCAGACUUGUGCGAGCUGUGGUCCAGGCCCUCAUGGACCACCAAAUGACACGGACACACUGGUGCUGGUGAUAGAGCCGGGUUUGCCAGCCUUGAUCAGCUGUGGCUCAACCCUACAGGGACGCUGCUUCCUGCAUGAGCUGGAAACUCGGGAGAAAGCCCUGCACUUGGCAGCACCAGCCUGCCUCUUCUCAGCAAGCAAUAACCAGCCCGAGGCAUGCCCAGAUUGUGUGGCUAGUCCCCUGGGCACGCGUGUGACCGUGGUUGAGCAGGGCCAUGCCUCCUACUUCUAUGUGGCAUCUUCACUAGACCCAGAGUUGGCCACUAGCUUUAGUCCACGGUCAGUGUCCAUCCGUCGCCUUAAGGCUGAUGCUUCUGGAUUCCAACCAGGCUUUCCCUCGCUGUCUGUGCUGCCCAAAUAUCUGACCUCCUACCGUAUUGAAUAUGUGCACAGCUUCCACUCAGGAAACUUUGUCUACUUUCUGACUGUGCAACCUACCAGUGUCACAAGCCCUCCCAGUGCCCUGCAAACUCGUCUGGCCCGACUCAAUGCUAUAGAGCCAGAGAUGGGCGACUACCGGGAGAUGGUCUUGGAUUGUCAUUUUGCACCCAAACGCCGGCGUCGGGGAGUUCCAGAGAGCACGCAGCCCUACCCAGUGCUUCAGGCAGCCCACUCUGCUCCCGUGGAUGCCAAACUGGCUGUGGAGCUGAGCAUCUCGGAGGGCCAGGAAGUGCUAUUUGGGGUCUUUGUGUCUGUCAGGGAUGGUAGCUCUGGCACGGGUCCCAACUCUGUUGUGUGUGCCUUCCCCAUUUACCAGCUGGACGCCCUGAUUGAAAAGGGCGUAGAACACUGUUGUGACUCUGCAACCUCUCCUCGACCCUGGAGAGGUCUCAACUUCUUCCAGGCACCCAGUCUUUGCCCUAAUCCGCCUGGUGUAGAGGCCUCCAGCCCCAGCUUUCGCUGCCACUAUUUUCCUUUGCUGAUCAGGAGUGGCUUCUCACGUGUGGACCUAUUCAAUGGACUGUUAGGAUCAGUGAAGGUCACUGCACUGCACGUGACACGCCUUGGCAAUGUUACGGUGGCCCACAUGGGCACUGCAGAUGGGCGUAUUCUACAGGUGGAGAUAGCCAGAUCAUUCAAUUACUUGCUGUAUGUGUCCAACUUCUCCCUGGGCAGCAGUGGGCACCCUAUUCAGCGGGAUGUUAGUCGCCUUGGGAAUGACCUGCUCUUUGCCGCUGGGGACCAGGUCUUCAAGGUGCCUAUCCAUGGUCCUGGCUGCCAUCAUUUUCUCACCUGUUGGCGUUGCCUGAAGGCACAGCGCUUCAUGGGAUGUGGCUGGUGUGGUGACAGGUGUGGCCGGCAGGAAGAGUGUCCUGGCUUUUGGCAACAGGACCACUGUCCACCUGAGAUCACUGAGUUCUACCCUCACAGUGGACCUCUAAGGGGCAGCACAAGGCUCACCUUAUGUGGCUCCAACUUCUAUCUGCGUCCUGAUGUGGAACCACAGGGCACACGCCAGAUCACCGUAGGCCAAAGUCCCUGCCGACUGCUGUCUAAGGGCUCUUCAAGCCGUAGGUCAGAGUUCCAGAAGGUGUUUGUAGAGGAACUUGAGUGUGAGCUGGAGCCUGUAGUCACCCAGGCAGCGGGAGCCACAAAUGUUAGCCUUCUCAUCACCGACACGCCAGCAGGCAAGCACUUCCGGGUAGAUGGAAGCUCUGUUCGGGAAGGCUUCUCUUUCGUGGAACCAGUGCUGACAUCAAUAAAACCUGACUUCGGCCCACGGGCUGGGGGUACUUAUCUCACCCUCGAAGGCCAGAGCCUGUCUGUAGGCACCAGCCGAGCUGUGCUGGUCAAUGGAACUCAGUGCCAGCUGGAACAGGUCAGUGAGGAACAGAUUUUAUGUGUCACACCUCCUGGAGCUGGCACAGGCAGGGCCCCCGUUCAUCUGCAGAUUGGAGGUGCUGAGGUGCCUGGCUCCUGGACCUUUCACUACAAGGAAGAUCCCAUUGUGUUGGACGUCAGCCCCAACUGUGGCUACAGUGGCUCCCGAGUCACCAUCCAUGGCCAGCAUCUGACUUCGGUGUGGCACCUAGCGCUGUUGUUCCACGAUGGACAAAGCACAGUGCAGAACAGGCAGUGUGCAGGGCAGUAUCUGGAACAGCAGCGUCAGUGCCGUCUGCCUGAAUAUGUGAUCCGAAACCCUCAGGGGUGGGCAACAGGGAACCUGAGUGUCUGGGGGGAUGGAGCAGCUGGCUUCACACUGCCUGGUUUUCGCUUCCUGCCCCCACCCAGUCCACCCAGAGCUGGCUUAGCCCCUCUGAAGCCUGAAGAGCAUUCAGUUAAGUUUGAGUAUAUUGGGCUUGGCACCGUGGCAGACUGCGUGAGUGUGAACGUGACUGUGGGUGGUGAAGUCUGCCAACACGAGCUCCGGGGGGAUGUGGUGGUCUGCCCCCUGCCCCCCUCCCUGCAACUUGGCAAGGAUGGUGUCCCAUUGCAGGUCUGUGUAGAUGGUGGGUGUCACAACCUGGGCCAAGUGAUACGGUCAGGCCCAGGCAAGGUUUCACAGAGUAUACUCCUUAUAGCGCUGCUGGCCUUGAUCCUGCUCGUGGCUGUGCUGGCCAUUGCCUUGGUCUUCAACUCCCGGAGACGGAAAAAGCAGCUAGUCCUUGCUCCCAACCUGGAUGACUUGUCAUCCCCGGAUCAACCUCCCACAGCCAUGUCCCUGUCUACAUUCUACUCUGGCUCUGACUACAGAAUUGGCCUUGCUUCUGGACCUCUGAGCCACGAAGAAUCUUCAGAUAGUCGGGAUGGGACAACUGUCCCACUGCUUCGGACAGAGUCUAUCCGGCUCGAGGAUCUGGAUAGGACGCUCCUGGCCGAGGUCAAGGAUGUACUGAUUCCCCAUGAACGAGUAAUCAUCCAUAGUGACCAAGUCAUUGGCAAAGGCCACUUUGGUGUUGUCUACCACGGAGAAUAUACAGAUGAGGCACAGAACCAAAUCCACUGUGCCAUUAAAUCACUGAGUCGCAUUACAGAGGUCCAGGAGGUGGAGGCUUUCCUGCGGGAGGGCCUGCUCAUGCGCGGCCUACACCAUCCCAACAUUCUGGCUCUCAUCGGCAUUGUGCUACCCCCAGAGGGGCUUCCCCGGGUGCUGCUGCCCUAUAUGCGCCACGGAGAUCUGCUUCAUUUCAUUCGCUCCCCUCAGAGGAACCCCACUGUGAAGGACCUCAUCAGCUUCGGCCUGCAGGUAGCCUGUGGGAUGGAGUACCUGGCAGAGCAGAAGUUUGUGCACAGGGACCUGGCUGCUAGGAACUGCAUGCUGGAUGAGUCGUUCACAGUCAAGGUGGCUGACUUUGGUCUGGCACGUGACGUCCUAGACAAGGAGUACUACAGUGUUCGACAACAACGUCAUGCUCGCCUGCCUGUCAAGUGGAUGGCCCUGGAGAGCCUUCAGACCUACAGAUUCACCACCAAGUCUGAUGUGUGGUCAUUUGGUGUGUUGCUGUGGGAGCUGCUAACACGGGGUGCUCCACCGUACCCACAUGUCAACCCUUUCGACCUCACUUGCUUCCUGGCUCAGGGCCGUCGCCUGCCUCAGCCUGAGUAUUGUCCCGAUUCACUGUACCAGGUGAUGCUGCAAUGCUGGGAGGCUGAGCCAGCAGCACGACCCACCUUUAGAGCCUUAGUGAUAGAAGUAGAGCAGGUAGUGAGCUCUCUGCUUGGGGACCACUACGUGCAGCUGUCCGCAGGUUAUGUGAACCUAGGUCUCAGCACCAUGGAUGAUGUAAACGUGCUGCCAGAGCCGCCACAGUCCUCGCCUCAGCAUCACAGAAGCACAUCAAGGCCCCGACCUCUCUCAGAGCCACCUCUGCCCACUUGACCUAAGCCCUCAGUAGGCCAUGGGGACUAUAUCUGCUAAGUGGCCUCUGGACUAUGACAAGCUGAAGGGCAUUGAACACCCCCUCCCUUUAACUUUCUGAAGCUACUGGAGGUGGGAAACAGCACAUUUAAGCCCCUCAUUCCAGCAUGAGCCAGUGAGGGCAAUCCUUUUGUAGCAUGUAUUUAUGGAAUGUUUGUUUUAUACCCUACCUGCCGAGCACAGAGGACUCGGCAAUGAUCAUACAGAUAUCACAGUAUAAACCACUAAAAGAAAUAAAUAUUUUAGCACAAAUUAUGGUAUAUGCUGUGAAAGAAAGGAGGAGGCACAUUGAGGGAGCGGAGGCUUGCUUUAGGG